This is a messenger RNA of Symbiodinium necroappetens, 2019 nucleotides long. NCBI's taxonomy places the organism in Eukaryota, Dinophyceae, Suessiales, Symbiodiniaceae. The record is from the annotation of a GenBank genome assembly.
AUGGGAGCGGGGGAGCUUCCAGCCAAAGGGCGCUACGCAGAAAGACAGCGAAACGAUCACAUAAUGCAGCUGUUGCAUCCUGAGCUUCUCUUGCUAGACUCAGCUGCUGCUCCAGAAGCGAUUCCAGAUUGGCAGCAGAUGGAGAAGCCUCGCACCCUUGCUUUGGAGGCUCUUCAGGCAGAUGUGUGCGAAGACAUCGAAGCAGUGCCCCUGAACACCGACAUGAGUGACCUCCCAGCCUUAUGUUAUCAGCUGACCGGUGGCACGACUGGAUCAUCAAAAUGCGUGCGUGUGUCACACGAGAUGGCACUGCACGAGUUUGAAGCAUACGCAAAGGUUUUCAAAGACCUGAGUUCGAAGGAUCGUGUGUUGCAGCACACUCCUGUAUUAUGGGCUGCCAGCGCCAUUGGCCAAAUCAAUAUUGCAGUCAGUGUUGGGGCUUCCAUAUGUAUUGCUGGCAUGGAUCAGGACUCCAUUUCAAGGCACGGCGUGACUAUUUUGGGCACAGUCCCAUCUGCGCUACAAUCUAUCAACCCACAAGCUGUUCCAACUGUUCGUCACGUGUUUUGCUGGGGUGAGUCCAUGUCGCCCGUUCUGAGGGCGCAAUGGAAAUCGGGGCAACGUCGUGUCAUUGAGCUUCUCAUCAGCACGGAGUACUGGUUGAGUCUGUAUAGUGAGGGCCAGAUAUCGCCAGAAGGCAGGCCAAUUUAUUCCUGUGUGCCUGGUGCUGAACUUGCCGUUCUUCAAGACGGCAAGCUCUGUACAGAAUGUGGUGCAACUGGACAGCUCUGCCUCCGUGGACCAAUGGUCAUUUCGAGGUAUUUGGGCACACAUGCAGUUUCGACCGUAACGCCGCCAGAUGGUAGUGCAUCUUUCUUCAAGGCGCAGGAUGUCGUGACUAUUGUCAGCCAGAAUCCGUUGCACUUGGAGUUCAGAGGGCGCAGCGACAUGCUGGUCAAGGUCGGUGGCCAAUUCGUGGAUCUCGCCGAGGUGGAGUUGCGUCUCAAGGCGAAGAUGCUGCCACCACCAGAGCAGACGGUAAGAGAGUCCGACGUUUUCGCUGACGAGGUCGCUGUGGUUCCGGCUGACGCAGAAAGCGCAGUUCCAGCGCAUGUCUUCGUGACGGUGCUUGACCACAGAUGCAGCUCUGCCCACAGGAUGCUGGCUUGUGCGCGGUCUCUGGUGCCAGCUGGAGCAGCUUUGCACUUGCUUGGCAAGCCACUGCCCAAAGAUCCAGUUUCUGGCAAAGUGGAUCGGCGCACCUUGCUGCGUGGCCUUGUUGGAGAGGCCAGGACGAGGCCUGUCUGGACAGCGCUGCGUACCAGGUUGAAGAUGCAGCCAUUGUGGUUGCUCGCCGUUGCAUUGUCGGGUGCGUUGAACCUGAACGCUCUGCUUAGCUGGUUCAUCUGUCGCAAGCCGCCGGGCAGGCCAGGCUUGCGAAGCCUUUUGCACGGGUGCUUGCAUGUCACCUUGGCACCGUAUCUUUGGCUACUCUCCUUGUAUAUCUCGCCGCGGACAUGCAGGUCUGUCUUCAAUCUCAUCCCCUUCGGACGGCUUGGGGCGCUGUGUCUUUGGUACCAGCUGAUCCGCAGUGGAGAUGCUCGUGUGCGAUGGAUCUCUGCUUCGGCUUUCGCGGGUUGCACCGGUGCCGGCAUGGGACUGGCCAUCAGGCGUGGACGCUGUCUGCCAUGGUGGUUAACCUUCUGGCUGGCCAUCCCAGAGAUUGCAGAGGCAGAGUGUGGAUGGUGGUUGAAGGGCAGCAACUGGCAGAUGUAUUUUGAUUCGCUGCUUUCCAUAGUUCUGGAAGCGCGGAGCAGGAGCACUGAGAUGUGGGACGGCGUUGUGGAGGUCCUUUUUGCCUUGCCCCAGGCGGCGCGCGAAUGGAAAGAGAGUUCCCCAGUGACCGUGUUGUUGGGAGGAUGCGCGGCAUGGAUAGGUGCGGCCUCAACGUUCAAAAUCCAACCCAACAGCAAAAAACUAGGAGGGCGGGAUUUGGGAACGAGCGGGUGGAGAAGGUGA